AUGAUCGCCGAGAAACGGAACGUGUUUUAUUUCCUUCGAUUUCUGUAUUUCAUCUAUCUAUCUAUCUAUCUAUCUAUCUAUCUAUCUAUCUAUCUAUCUAUUAUUUUAUUUCCUUUGUUUUCUGUAUUUCAUCUAUCUAUCUAUCUAUCUAUCUAUCUAUCUAUCUAUCUAUCUAUCUAUCUAUUAUUUUAUUUCCUUUGUUUUCUGUAUUUCAUCUAUCUAUCUAUCUAUCUAUCUAUCUAUUAUUUUAUCUUUGUUUUUCUGUAUUUAUCUAUCUAUCUAUCUAUCUAUCUAUCUAUCUAUGUUAUUCUUUUCAUAUCUAGCUAUCUCUGUCUGUCUAUCUAUCUAUCUAUCUAUCUAUCUAUCUAUUAUUUUAUUUCCUUUGUUUUCUGUAUUUCAUCUAUCUAUCUAUCUAUCUAUCUAUCUAUCUAUCUAUCUAUCUAUUAUUUUAUUUCCUUUGUUUUCUGUAUUUCAUCUAUCUAUCUAUCUAUCUAUCUAUCUAUCUAUCUAUCUAUGUUAUUCUUUUCAUAUCUAGCUAUCUCUGUCUGUCUAUCUAUCUAUCUAUCUAUCUAUCUAUUAUUUUAUUUCCUUUGUUUUCUGUAUUUCAUCUAUCUAUCUAUUCAUCUAUCUAUCUAUCUAUCUAUCUAUCUAUCUAUUAUUUUAUUUCCUUUGUUUUCUGUAUUUCAUCUAUCUAUCUAUCUAUCUAUAUUAUUUUUUUUAUAUUAUCUAUCUGUAUGA
Acanthosepion pharaonis is the source of this 738-nucleotide messenger RNA. The record is from the annotation of a GenBank genome assembly. NCBI's taxonomy places the organism in Eukaryota, Metazoa, Mollusca, Cephalopoda, Sepiida, Sepiidae.